UUGUUGUCGUCGGGUGGUCGUGCGAACCGAGACGCAUUUACUUACUGAGGCUGAUAUUUGGCCUUUAGAUUAUUUGUUUUAGUCGGGAAUAAGGUUUUGUAUUAUACUAGAUUAAUUAGGUGGUAUUUACGAUACCAAGUUAAGGAAAAAAACGAAGCAGCACGAGUAUUUUUAACUACGCGACCUGCCGUAGAUUGUCUGCCAUGAUUGUUAUCGUUACUAUAUCCUCCUGUCAUGUUGGAGCAAACAUUUAGCUAGCUAGCUGGCUACUGCUACUAUGUUCCUGAGCUCAGUGCUCACAAAUUACAUUUGGAAGCAGGGUUCCCUUUAUACAGACCUAUUUGGUAUUUGAGUAUAGUGUAAUACGCCGUGUAUGAUAGGCCCCGCCCACCCGCAGAGGUAAACAAAGUGCAAUUGAGCCGCACACACUAGCCACCAUCACCCUACCCCUGUCGUCGCUAGGAAAUAGAAGUAAGUAUCAUUUCGCAAUGAACUGUCGCUCGGAAGUUCUUGAGGUAACAGUGGAGGCGAGGCAGGUGGAAGAAGCUAUGCUGGCUCUGCUGCACACCAUUUUACUGCACCGCAGCACCGGGAAAUUCCACUACAAAAAGGAGGGCACCUACUCCAUCGGUACAGUUGGCACAUUAGACAUCGAUUGCGACUUCAUCGAUUUCACCUUCGUCAGGGUGUCCUCAGAGGAGCUGGACAGGGUGAUAAGGAAAGCUGUGUCUGAAUUCAAGGAUGCUUUGAGCAACUCUGGCAGCGAUGGCAUGGGGCAAAUUUCUCUGGAGUUCUACCAGAAGAAGAAGUCUCGCUGGCCUUUUUCUGACGAGUGUAUUCCCUGGGAGGUGUGGAGCAUCAAGGUCAACGUCGUCAACCUUGCCAAUGAGCAGGAGAGACAGAUCUGCAGGGAGAAAGUGGGUGAGAAGCUUGGUGAGAAGGUGAUCAACGUCGUUGAAGUCAUAAAUCGCCACGAAUACUUGCCAAAGAUGCCCACCCAGUCUGAAGUGGACAAUGUUUUCGACACCAGCCUCAAAGAUGUCCAGCCAUACCUUUACAAAAUCACAUACCAGAUCACUGACUCAUUAGGCACCUCUGUAAGCACCACUAUGAGAAGGCUGAUUAAAGACACCCUGGCCCUGUGAACAAAUUCCAACAUAGAGAGAAAAAAAUAUAUGGAUGAGUUUAUCCAUACCUGACAUCUAUUUUUAUGCUCAAAAUAUGGUUUGUCAGCUCUACUCCUGCUACAAUGAGGCAGUGUCAGUGUAAUCCCUUUUCUGAUGUCUCUGUCAUGGUUCCGAUAUUGCUUGUACCUCAAGAUUCUUGAUUAUGUAAUGUCUAUUUCAAAUAUACUUUGUUUUUGCAAACUUUCACCAUCUAGAAAUGCAAAUUCAACACAAUAGCGACACUAUAAAACGGUUAAAAUUUUAAAAAAAAGUCUUAUUGUGGAUAAUGUCAAAUCUGUAAAUUUUUGUACAAUAAACGUUCAUUGUAACUGAUGGUAA
Molecule: messenger RNA, 1505 nt
Organism: Xiphias gladius (swordfish)
Lineage: Eukaryota; Metazoa; Chordata; Actinopteri; Istiophoriformes; Xiphiidae
Gene: atg101
Product: autophagy related 101
Exons: 2
Coding region: 489-1145 (218 amino acids)
Biological process (GO): autophagosome assembly; autophagy
Cellular component (GO): phagophore assembly site
Source: RefSeq, a predicted model, not a curated record